Hippocampus comes (tiger tail seahorse) is the source of this 1261-nucleotide messenger RNA. It is a transcript of the gene fam180a, whose product is annotated as family with sequence similarity 180 member A. NCBI's taxonomy places the organism in Eukaryota, Metazoa, Chordata, Actinopteri, Syngnathiformes, Syngnathidae. The record is from RefSeq and is a predicted model, not a curated record. The transcript is spliced from 3 exons. The coding region runs from base 338 to 832 and encodes 164 amino acids.
ACUGCCAUAGAUGGCUCGAGAGUCAAAGCUUCGUUUUUCUUGGGCUAACGGUGAAGAACUUAAUCAAUGGAUUGACUCUUUGGGGCGGUGGUGUUUGGUUACACCUCAUCUCUGAAUAUUCUACAGCAGUAGGCUUCUUGCUAUGUUUGACAUUAUGCCAAGCAAAAGCUUUGGGGCCCAGUCAGCCAGUGUGUGAGCUGCACCCGCCAAAGAGGGACGUCUGGUCCGGUCCAGUCCAGACGUCUGAUUGCUUCCAGAUGACAAUCGGAGUUGGUGCGACCCGAGACGAGACGGUGGACGACCAUACGGCGGAGGACGCGUGAGCAGAUGCUUCCCGAUGGCCUCCGAUGUGCUCGUGGCGGUUUUACUCUUAUGCACCCUGGCGUCCACUCAACGCCCUCGCUCAGCUUUGUACACAGCGGCAUUGCAGCCAAAGCAGGGUGCACCCUGGCUUCUGAAUCCUUCCUUCCAGCAAUCCGCGCAAGAUGUGGAGCUCCUCUUUGAGAUUUUGUUGUCCGGAAUGGAAAUCCGAGGCCAAGAGCCACUCGUCAUCCCCGAUCCGGAGCUGGCGUCCCUCCGUGGCGCUCGCGCACUGGAGCUCAUCUGCGAUGACGUCCUCCCCAAGAGCCUUCCGGACGUCCUGCGUCUGUCCGCCCGGCUGGACGGACGCCGCCGCCCUCUGAGUGCGCCCGACUUUGAGAGGACCGUGCUGACGCUGGUCUAUGCCGCCCAGACCGCAGCAGCGGCGUCAGAUGGCACGGAGAGGCGUCGGGCCUGGGCCCGGUCCCUCGUCCGCCUCUUCGAGGCCAUUCGGAAGGACCUGGACUUCUAAGGGUGUGGUUUUUAUUUAGUUUGUCACUACAGUGGAUAUUGAAAAGCUGCUUUCUUCUACGGUGGAUAUGUCAGUCAUGUGAUAUUGUAAAAUGUAAUGUUAGAUAGUUCCAAAUAUUUCCACAUUCUUCAUUGUUUUAUUGAGUGCAGCGAUGUGGCGCAGCGCGCCAACUCAGCAAAGAGUGAUUAGGACGGAAAUGAAAAGAGAAGAGAGGAAUUUCCUAUCUUUCUUUGACAAGGAUUAUUUUGAAUAUUUGAGCAAUAUUCAUGGAGCGUGAAUGAUAAUACAUGAACAUGUAAUCAUUGACUGGAAGGUAGCGUCUCAACUAUUUGUGAAAAUCUGCGCUUUAUACAUAUUUUUACAGUGUAGCGUGAUGCUAUUCAUACUUGUGGGAUGUUUUAUCAAAUAUUAAAGUCAACAAUCACACUC